GAUGUUCUUUGGUUUUUAAUGCAGCGCUGACGAUGACAAACACCAUCGGGCUCGUUCACAAGUCAGAGGUCCAAGACGAUUUCUACUGGCAGCCGUUUCUCUUCCGAAGAUGCGCCAAGAUCACCAGCUUACAGGAGAGCCAACCUCACGUGCACACACACACAAGCUAACAAAAGGACAACAAUGAGUUGGUUAUUUUCAAUUGCUAACAAGCAUUGUUCAAUACUCAAACCACAUUUUCAAAACUCUUCACAUAUUCAGCGACACACAAGUGUAUACAGACGUAACUGAAUCCUUUUUCAUUGCUUUCAGACAAAAUGCAUCAUUCACCUCGUGUUUCAAAAUCUGUCAUUCAUACUCCACAAACGGCAAGACACCAUAUUUGCAGGAUAUUUUUCAUAUGCUAACACACUGCUUUCAAAACCACAUUCAAAUCAGAAUGAUGACACAUUUCUGCAGGAAUUAUUUUGAAAUAUAGAAAAUCGUAGGAGAAUAUCAAAGAAUUAUCAGUCCAAGCUAACAUCAGGUUAAAAGUCUGAAUGUGAGAAAAAGAUCUGAAGGUAAAAAUAUUUGUUUUGAAUUUGAAAAUAUAAGAUUUGAAUCUGAAAAUAUAAAAUCUGCACCCGAAAAAUAUAAUGCAGUGAAUAACAAAAUAUAUUUUAAAGUGAGAAAAAGAUUGAAAACAAAUAUUUUAUUCAACCCGAAAAAAUGUCCACUUGUUUAUUUUGAAUACAUUAAUGUUCAACAACGAAACUUAAACUUUCAGCUUCACAUUUGUUUUUCAAAUGAACACAACUUUUGACCUGGAUUUGGCUCCAUACACAACUCCUUUUAAAAAAAAGGAGACCGGACCCGAGUAAGUUACCUGCACCCAAACCUGUAAUUAUUAACUCCCUGCGUGACUUUGUCCUCGCAAUUAUGGAGGCUGCGCCACUGCUGCAGGUGGGGGACAAACACUAUGGACGGCCAGGCCGAGAUGCUGAACCUGAAGCGGGAGGUCGGGCUGGUGGGGGCUGUGUCCCUCAUCGGGGGCACAAUGAUCGGAUCCGGGAUCUUCAUGUCCCCUCAGACGGUGCUGUCCUCCAUCGGCAGCCCGGGGGCCAGUCUGCUGGUGUGGGCGUGCUGCGGCGUGCUGGUCAUACUGGCGUCCUUCUGCUACGCCGAGCUGGGCACCGUCAUCCAAGAAUCCGGGGGGGAGUACAUCUACAUCCUCAGGACCGCGGGCCCGGUGGUGGCCUUCAUGCUGAUCUUCAGCUCCGUGCUGUUUGUGAGACCCGCCGGUAUCGCCGGCGUCUCUCUGAGUUUCGCGCAGUACGUCGUGGCUCCUUUCUACCCGGACUGCGCCGCCCCGCUGCUGCUGGUGAAGUGCGUGGCCGCGGGCUCCAUUGUCGUCCUCGCCACGGUGAACUGCCUCAAUGUCCGCUUUUCUAUGUCAAUCCAGGUGUUUUUCAUGGUGGUCAAGGUGCUGGCACUGGCGGCCAUUAUAAUCGGAGGUUUAGUCAUGCUUGUGAGAGGGCACACUGAAAACUUUGAAGACUCAUUUGAAAACACAAAUCUGGCCAUCAAUUCGAUUGGCAUCGCUUUCUACCAGGGCCUGUGGUCCUAUGACGGCUGGAACAAUCUGAAUUACGUCACUGAAGAGUUAAAACGUCCAGAGGUGAAUCUUCCUCGGGCUGUCGUGAUCGCCAUUUCUCUGGUGACUGGCUUGUAUCUGCUGGUGAACGUUAGCUACCUCACUGUUAUGACGCCGACCGAGCUCAUGUCCUCCAACGCAGUAGCAGUAACCUGGGGGAACAAGGUGUUGGGAAGCUGGGGCUGGAUCAUGUCUGUGGCCGCAGCGUUGUCUGCUUUCGGUUCACUGAAUGGGACGUUCUUCAGUGGAGGCCGCGUGUGCUUUGUGGCCGCCAGGGAAGGACACAUGCCCGAUAUUCUGGCCAUGGCUCACAUCCACCGAUUGACUCCGUCUCCGGCCCUGAUCUUCACCACCAUCGUCUCCCUUCUGGUGCUGAUCCCUGGAGACUUCCAGAGCAUUGUCAAUUACUUCAGUUUCACUGCCUGGUUUUUCUAUGGCACCACCCUGUCUGGACUACUUUAUCUCAAGAUUAAGAAGCCGGAGCUCCACAGGCCGUACAGGGUUCCUAUCAUAGUCCCCAUACUGGUCCUGAUUGCGGCAGUAUUCCUUGUACUGGCACCCAUCAUAGACAACCCUCAGAUUGAAUACCUCUAUGUGACUUUAUUUAUCGUCAGUGGAGCCAUCGUCUACAUACCCUUCAUCCAUUACAAGCUCUGUCCAGGGCUGUUGACCAAGCUAACAGUGUUCCUGCAGUUGUUCUUGGAGGUCGCGCCGGCUGAGAAGAACCUGUGAUUUGAGCAGAAGUGUAAAUUACAUUUCACCUUUAAUAUUACCUCCUGUUUCUCAU
This is a messenger RNA of Pungitius pungitius (ninespine stickleback), 2420 nucleotides long. RefSeq names its product b(0,+)-type amino acid transporter 1. The coding region runs from base 959 to 2365 and encodes 468 amino acids. Gene Ontology annotation, cellular component: membrane. Gene Ontology annotation, molecular function: L-amino acid transmembrane transporter activity. Lineage: Eukaryota; Metazoa; Chordata; Actinopteri; Perciformes; Gasterosteidae. The record is from RefSeq and is a predicted model, not a curated record. Gene Ontology annotation, biological process: amino acid transmembrane transport. The transcript has 6 exons.